AUGGCAAGUCUGGAGCCACAGACAAAGCGCACAUCCCACGCUGCUCCGCUUCGCGCAACAGACUUUCAAGACCGCGAGGCCUCUGAUAGCUACGACGAUGACGCAAAGUAUUCAACUGAUGAGGAAGAGCUGUCAGAAGAGGAGGCAGAGUCAGAUAGUGGCAUUAUCACCAGCGACGAUGAUUCUAACUCCGACAAUCUGGCACAGGUGAAUGAACAUAGAGCGAUGGAUAAUAGAGCAGUGAUCAAUGAUAGUAUGGACCAGGCGGCGUUUGGUAGAAGAUAUCAUCUCGAAGCCGACUAUCAGGAUGCAGAAGAGCAGAGACACGUGCGAAUAGAGGAGACUGAUCCACACAUCUACAGAGUUCCCGUGAAGCGUGGGAAGCAGUUCAUCUGCCUGCUCAAGAUGCAUCACCGCUUGAUCGAACUAAAGGUGCGUGCAAACAAUCCAGAUAAGUACGUAGGCCUGGGCAGGGUAUCAAGCUUUGAUGUGCGAUCCAUUUUCACCAAUCCAAACGACCUCAGUUGUAUCUAUGUCGAGGUAUCUGACUUGCGGACAUGCGAGGCCUUCCUUGCUCAAUUCAUGGAGUAUCUGGGACCAUAUACAGCUACAACAUUCACUAAAGCACGCACUACCCGCAGAAAGAACAAGCAGCCCCCUCCACCUCUGUACUUUGUUCCCCUAAUGAACCGCUACAACAUCCUUGAUUAUCAAAUAAAGACGGAGAAGAUUAAUGUUGGAGGCUUUUAUGAGUUGAGGCAUGGUAAACGUGCAUACAGAAAAGAUAGCUGUUGCGUGCUAGAGAUCAAGAACCAGACGGCACUUGUCGCUGUCCUCCCGCGCAUUCUUUCUUUGCACAGUAGAGAGCGUCCAUCCAAUGAAAACCCUCCCAGGCGCCUAACAAGGGAAGAAUUUGAAGACUGUAUGGGCGAGUCAGCUACAUAUAGUAGUGUCACUAGUAUCACCAGGGAAAACGAAAUCGUCCUUCUUCAAGAUGGAUACGAACUUCUAGAAGGUAUACCAUUAAAGGGUCUGGUGCCGCUAUCUCAAGAGCGAUAUCUCAAGGCCAAGAAGGAGAUUUCGCUUUCACAGAUAUCAGACGUUGAUAAACAGUUUGUUAACAUUGCCAAUCAGAAGCGUAUAGAUAACGAAAAGAAGAGCUCCUUGUACACAGGUGAACAAGUAAUUAUACACAAUUAUUCUCUGCGGGGAAUGGACCUUACAAACGUGAAGGGUAUAGUGAGAGCAAAGUCGACAGGCCACGGGGCUGACGCCCACUAUGAGGUAGAAAUCAUUGGGUUACCGGCCCGAAGCAUCAAUGAUGACACUGAUUCAGGACAGCACAACGCACAGGGAGCAGCUCCCGCGACACGAGUGCUGCAUACCAUACAGAGAAGCCAUCUCAUACGCUUAGUGUCUAUCGGCGAUCACGUCCAGAUUAAAAGGGGCAAAUAUGAGAACACAACCGGGGAAAUCAGAGAGGUUGGAAGGUCUGCAGACCAGCGAUACCUUUUACUCCGCAUUAAGGUGGACACAUCCAACGAGUACAUAGGCACAUUAGGGUACGACGCCGAUGGUGACCAAGACGUCGUUAGUGCCUUCUACGAUAUGACAGAAGAGAUAACAUCAGAUGAGGUGCGGGUGCACCCAGGAACUUGGAACGGGCUAUCAGAGAACAAGCUUGUAAGCGGCGAUAUAAUUAAGAACAAACGGCUGGUUCAGACGCGAAACAACGAGGACGCUGUUGUGGUCUUCAUUGGACAUACCAAUGUCGUAAUUGUCACUGCCUCCGGUGAAGAAAGAACAUGUGAGUUGGAAGAGCUGAGUGCAGUUCAACGUCCGUUCAACCUUCCGAUGCCAAAGGACCACGAUGGGCGGAUGAUGAACGUAGAGAGCGUUGUGCGUGUUCGGGAUACAGUAGAGGAGCACAAGGGUGUGAUAGGAGAGGUAAUCCAGAUAAGCGUCAACAAUCCGUCGAUAUUGUUCAUUGAGCCCUCAAAGAAUAUCAUGGAAAGGAACAUCUUCCCGGUCGACUCGCGCUCAUGCGAUAGCCUAGUCAGUGGAAGACACGUAGACAACUACAACCGCAAGUUAUCAAGGAAUAGAAACACAAUGAAUAUUGGUCAGCAAGUUGUGUGCAUAGACCGUCAGUACUCCGGAAAGCAAGGGAUGCUGAUAUCUGUCAACGAUAGGGGGGAAGGCCAAGUACAGUUAAGCGAUAGAAAGAUCACGGUUCCGCUCCAUCUACUCAAAGUUGCUCUCCCUCUUUAUAGCAAGCAGUCGACCCAGGUAGAGUAUGUACCAACAACGUCCUCGGUCACUAAUGUGUUCAGAGAGCUUCACUUCUCAACAAACACUGCAGCGCCUUCAACUAGAAGCACAGGGUUCUGGUUCGGUGACAGGUCAGAAACCACAAGAAACAUGCUGGCAACCCAUAACCAGCUGGAGACGACUGAACUCAACCUAGGUGAGUCGGGCAUCGCUUCUGCAGCUGAUAACACACAAAUCGCGGCCUCCAGUACCAACAUUAAUAACUAUGGUGCAAACGACGAAGACAGUGACGUGGGAUUUGAGCAGUAUCUUGCUGACUUUUAA
Messenger RNA from Giardia duodenalis, 2595 nucleotides. RefSeq lists its product as uncharacterized. Gene Ontology annotation, cellular component: DSIF complex. The record is from RefSeq and is a predicted model, not a curated record. The transcript has a single exon. Gene Ontology annotation, molecular function: mRNA binding. Gene Ontology annotation, biological process: regulation of transcription by RNA polymerase II; transcription elongation by RNA polymerase II; regulation of DNA-templated transcription elongation. NCBI's taxonomy places the organism in Eukaryota, Fornicata, Diplomonadida, Hexamitidae. The coding region runs from base 1 to 2595 and encodes 864 amino acids.